AUGUCCGAUAUUCCAAUUGAUUUUACCGAACUCACCCAACUAACCCAAUUGGGUAUUUCUCCAUCGUCGUUGGACUUCAAAUCAACCACCUUGGAGUCGGAUCAUUAUAUAUGUAUUCGUGAAUCGGGUCCACUGGGCAACACGGUUGCUAUUGUCGAUUUGAAAAACAACAAUGAAGUCACGAGAAAGAACAUGUCAGCAGAUAAUGCCAUUAUGCAUCCCCAAGAGUUUGUCAUUAGUUUGAGGGCAAAUGGAACUACAUUGCAGAUUUUCAACUUGGGGUCUAAACAGAGGUUGAAGGCCUAUACUAUGAAUGAACCAGUCAUAUUUUGGAAAUGGCUUGACAAUCAACAUCUUGGUUUGGUGACACAAUCCCUGAUUUACUUUUGGAAUGUGUUUGAUGGGACCAAUGACGGGCCAAUCAAGUUGACUGACAGGCAUCACACAUUGAAUAAUGCUCAGAUCAUCAAUUUUGUUGCCGAGCCAGAUUUGAAUUGGUUUGCCGUUACUGGUAUUGCUCAAGAAGAUGGGAGAAUUGCUGGUCACAUUCAGUUAUAUUCAAGGUCAAGAAACGUUUCUCAACCAAUUGAAGGUCACGUUUGUAAAUUUGCUUCGUUAACCCUAAGCGGAGCUGUUCAACCAACCAAGGUGUUUUGUGUUGGUAACAAGAAUGCACAGGGGCAAGGAAACAUGCAUAUUAUUGAAAUUGACCAUGUUGAUGGAAACCCACCAUUUCAAAAGAAGGUCGUUGACAUUUUUUUCCCACCUGAUGCAAGUAACGAUUUCCCAAUAAGUUUACAAGCUUCGGACAAGUAUGGAAUAGUUUACAUUUUGACAAAGUAUGGUUUCAUCCACUUGUAUGAUAUGGAGUCUGGGUCCAACUUGUUUGUCAACAGAAUUACUGCUGAUCCAGUAUUUACCGCAGCCAGCUACAACAAUGGAACUGGAUUAUUGACUAUCAAUAAGACUGGCCAAGUAUUGAGUGUUGAAGUCAGUAAGGACAAGAUUAUCCCGUACGUUUUGGAGAAAUUGGCCAAUGUACCUUUGGCAAUCUCUUUAGCUGGACGUGGUGGAUUCCCUGGUGCUGAAAAUUUGCUUAACCAACAGUUCCAAGCAUACUUGAACCAGGGGGACUAUACCAAUGCCGCUAAAGUAGCUGCUUCUUCCGAACAGUUGCGUACACAAGACACCAUCAACAAGUUGAAGCAUAUUACCCCUCAACCAGGUCAAAUCUCACCCAUAUUACAAUACUUUUCAACUUUGUUGGACAGGGGUACUUUAAACAAAUUUGAAUCUAUUGAAUUGGCCAAGCCUGUAUUGCAACAAGAUCGUAAACCUUUGUUUGAGAAAUGGUUAAAGGAAGAUAAGUUGACUUCAUCUGAAGAGUUGGGUGACAUUGUCAAAUCUUAUGGAGAUGCUGCAUUGGCUUUGGCGGUGUACAUCAGAGCCAAUGUCAAUAUCAAGGUGGUUUCGUGCUUAGCUGAAUUGGGCCAGUUUGACAAGAUUUUGCCAUACUGUCAAAAAGUUGGCUACAACCCGGACUACACCAACUUGAUCCAAAACUUGGUUAGAGUCAACCCAGAUAAGGCUAGUGAGUUUGCCACUUCGUUAUUGUCUAGUGACACACCACUAAACGUUGAACAAAUUGCUGAUUUAUUCUUUUCUCAAAACUAUAUUCAACAAGGAACUGCUUUCUUAUUGGAUGCAUUAAAGAAUGAUUCUCCAGCUGAAGGUCAUUUGCAAACGAAAGUUUUGGAAAUCAAUUUGUUGCAUGCGCCACAAGUAGCCGAUGCGAUCUUGGGAAAUCAGAUGUUUAGCCAUUAUGACAAACCAACCAUUGGUAAAUUGUGUGAAAAAUCUGGUUUGUAUCAAAGAGCCUUGGAGCAUUAUGACGAUUUGAAAGAUAUCAAGAGGGUUAUUAUCCACACCAGCGCCUUGCCAAAUGAUUGGUUGGUUUCAUACUUUGGUCAAUUGAAUGUUGAUCAAUCUAUUGCUUGUUUGAAGGAAUUGUUUAGCCAUGACUUGGCACAAAACUUGCAAGUGAUUAUCCAAGUUGCCACAAAGUACUCUGACUUGAUUGGUGCCAAGAAGUUGAUUAAAUUGUUUGAAGAAUACAAGUGUACCGAGGGGUUGUACUACUACUUGAGCUCCAUCGUCAACUUGACUCAAGACCCAGACGUUGUUUUCAAAUACAUUCAAGCUGCUGCUAAAAUUGGACAAACUAAGGAGAUUGAAAGAGUUGUUAGGGAUAACAAUGUUUACAAUGGUGAAAAAGUGAAAAACUUUUUGAAAGAAGCCAAUUUGGAAGAUCAAUUGCCCUUGGUAAUUGUAUGUGAUAGAUUUGGAUUUGUUCAUGAUUUGAUUUUGUACUUGUACAAAAACAAGCAUUUUAAAUUCAUUGAAGUCUAUGUUCAAUCCGUUAACCCCGAUAACACGCCACAAGUCAUUGCUGGAUUAUUGGAUGUUGACUGUGAUGAAUCGAUAAUCAAGAACUUGUUGAUGUCAGUAUUGGGCAGAGUCCCAAUUAAACCAUUAGUUGAAGAAGUUGAAAAGAGAAACAGAUUGAAGAUUUUGUUGCCAUACUUGGAAAAGACUUUAGAGGGUGGCUCUAAUGAUCAAGAGGUUUACAACGCUUUGGCAAAGAUUUACAUUGAUUCAAACAACUCACCAGAAAAGUUUUUGCAAGAAAACAACAAUUAUGAUACUUUAACUGUUGGUAAAUACUGUGAAAAGAGAGAUCCAUAUUUGGCUUACAUUUGUUAUGCCAAGGGAGGCAAUGAUGAUGCAUUGAUUGAAGUCACCAACGAAAACAAGAUGUACAAAUACCAAGCAAGAUACUUGUUGCAGAAAUCUGAUCUUGAUUUGUGGAACAAGGUUCUUUCAUCCGACAAUGUUCACAGAAGACAGUUGAUUGAUCAAGUUAUCUCCACUGGUAUCCCAGAAUUGGAUGAUCCUGAACCAAUUUCAAUCACCGUCAAGGCUUUUAUGGAAAAUGAAUUACCCGAAGAGUUGAUGGAAUUAUUGGAAAAGAUUAUUUUGGAACCAUCUCCAUUUAGCGACAAUGCCUCGUUGCAAGGAUUGAUGAUUUUGACUGCUGUUAAAGCUGAUUCAUCCAAGGUAUCCGGCUACGUUGAAAAGCUCGAUAAAUUUGAUCCACUUGAAAUUGCACCUUUGUGUAUCGACAAUGGUCUUAACGAAGAAGCUUUUGAAGCCUAUGACAAGUUUGAAUUGAGAUCCGAAGCCAUGAAAGUAUUGAUUGAGGAUAUUGUAUCCUUGGACAGAGCUGAACAAUAUGCUGAAAAGUAUGACACGCCAGAAUUGUGGUACCAACUCGGUACUGCACAAUUGGAUGGAUUGCGUAUCCCCGAUGCCAUUGACUCCUAUGUCAAAUCUAAGAAUCCGGAAAACUAUGCUCAAGUGAUUGAGAUUGCUGAACACGCGGGUAAAGAAGAAGAGUUGUUGCCAUUUUUGGAAAUGGCAAGAGAGACUUUGAGAGAACCAGUUAUUGAUGGUGCAUUUAUCAAUGUUUAUGCCUCAUUGGACAGAUUGAGCGAUAUGGAAAACUUUGUCUCAGGAACCAAUGUUGCCGAUUUGGAAGCCAUUGGUGACAAGCUAUUUGAGGCCAAGAACUACAAGGCAGCCAAGAUUUUGUAUAGCAAUGUGUCCAAAUAUUCCAAACUUGCUACUACUUUGGUUUACCUUGGUGAUUAUCAAGCUGCUGUUGACUGUGCCAGGAAAGCAUCCAAUACCGAAGUUUGGAAACAAGUUAACAAUGCUUGUAUUGAAAACAAGGAAUUUAGAUUGGCCCAAAUUUGUGGUUUGAAUUUGAUCAUUGAUGCUGAGGAGUUGCCUGAAUUGGUCAAGACUUAUGAAUACAAUGGGUACUUUACUGAAUUGAUUGCGUUGUUUGAAAGUGGAUUAGGUUUGGAAAGAGCCCACAAAGGUAUGUUUACCGAGUUGGCUAUCCUUUACUCCAAGUACAGUCCUGAGAGAGUUAUGGAACAUUUGAAGUUGUUUUGGUCAAGAAUCAAUAUUCCUAAAGCCAUCACUGCCUGCGAAGAAGCUCAUUUGUACCCUGAAUUGAUUUUUCUUUAUUGUCAUUACGAAGAAUGGGAUAAUGCUGCUUUAACCAUGAUUGACAAAUCGGAAGUUGCAUUUGAACACUCGUCAUUCAAGGAAAUUAUUGUCAAGGCUCCCAACUUGGAGAUUUACUACAAGGCAAUUCAAUUUUACCUUAAUGAACAACCAUCAUUGCUUGUUGACUUGUUGCUGGUUUUGUCGCCAAGGUUAGACUUGCCUAGAGUUGUUAGAAUGUUUGUCAAGAGCGACAAUCUUCCCUUGAUCAAGCCCUUCUUGGUGUCUGUGUUGGAGAAGAACAAUAGAGUUGUGAAUGAUGCAUACCAUUCAUUAUUGAUAGAAGAACAAGACCACAAGGCUUUGAGGGAUGCUAUUCAGUCUUAUGAUAGGUUUGAUCAUAUUGAUUUGGCUGAAAGAUUGGAAAACCACUCACUUGUCUAUUUUAGACAAAUUUCGGCAUUGCUCUUUGCCAAGAACAACAAGUUUAACAAGUCGAUUUCCAUUUUGAAAAAGGAUGGUGAUUGGGUCAACUUGUUGAAGGUUGCUUCUGGUUCAAACCAAAAAGUUGUUCAUGAAGUACUAGACUACUUUGUUUCCACCGGUAAUUACGAAGCUUUGGUGGCAUUGUUGUAUACAUGUUAUAACCAUAUUGAUUCUACCUAUGUUGCUGAAGUUGCAUUUGAAUACCAAUUGGGUAACUUUGUUGCGCCAUACAAGAUUUACAAGGAUUUUACUAGGGAACAAAUGUUGAAUGAUUUGUUAAAAAGGCUUCCAAAUAAGGAGGAAGAGACCGAGGAGAAUGAGAAUCCAAGAUUUAUGCUUACUUAUUAG
Messenger RNA from Lodderomyces margitis, 4908 nucleotides. It is a transcript of the gene CHC1, whose product is annotated as clathrin heavy chain. The record is from RefSeq and is a predicted model, not a curated record. The transcript has a single exon. NCBI's taxonomy places the organism in Eukaryota, Fungi, Ascomycota, Pichiomycetes, Serinales, Debaryomycetaceae. Gene Ontology annotation, cellular component: clathrin coat of coated pit; clathrin complex; actin cortical patch. Gene Ontology annotation, molecular function: structural molecule activity; clathrin light chain binding. Gene Ontology annotation, biological process: intracellular protein transport; receptor-mediated endocytosis; Golgi to endosome transport. The coding region runs from base 1 to 4908 and encodes 1635 amino acids.